CGGCGUCUCACCUACUGCCGCGAAGACGGCUGGCUCAGGCUGUCACCGGGCAGCCUACGACCCGGAAGUAGCCGGGUGCCCGAGGCCCCCGUUGCCCAGCGCGGGCGCCGGGGGCGGAGCUCGGAGCCGAGGGAGACCCGGUGUCUGCGGCUCCGGCUGCGCGAGGUGGGGGCUGUCCGGGGCGCAGCCAGGCGGCCGCGAUCUCUGCGGGACACGCUCCGCCGCGGCCCGAGGCGGCGACAUGAGCGCCGCGGGGCUGCUGGCUCCGGCGCCCGCUCCGGCUGCAGCUCCGCCCGCCCCGGAGUACUACCCGGAGGACGACGAGGAGCUGGAGAGCGCCGAGGACGACGAGCGAAGCUGCCGGGGCCGAGAGUCCGACGAAGACACGGAGGAUGCCAGUGAGACCGACUUGGCGAAGCACGAUGAGGAAGACUACGUGGAGAUGAAGGAACAGAUGUAUCAGGACAAACUGGCAUCUUUGAAGAGGCAGCUGCAGCAGCUGCAGGAAGGUACAUUACAAGAAUAUCAGAAGCGGAUGAAGAAGCUGGAUCAACAGUACAGAGAGAGGAUCCGGAACGCAGAGCUCUUCCUCCAGCUGGAAACAGAACAGGUGGAAAGGAAUUACAUUAAAGAGAAGAAGGCGGCAGUGAAAGAGUUUGAAGACAAGAAGGUGGAGCUGAAGGAAAAUCUGAUUGCCGAGCUGGAGGAGAAGAAGAAGAUGAUCGAGAAUGAGAAACUCACAAUGGAGCUGACAGGAGAUUCUAUGGAAGUGAAACCCAUCAUGACCAGAAAAUUGCGGAGGCGACCAAACGAUCCUGUCCCCAUUCCAGACAAGAGGAGAAAACCGGCUCCUGCUCAGCUAAACUACUUGUUAACAGACGAGCAGAUCAUGGAGGACCUGAGAACACUGAACAAGCUUAAGUCACCCAAGAGACCAGCUUCCCCGUCCUCUCCUGAACACUUGCCUGCCACACCUGCAGAGUCUCCAGCCCAGAGAUUUGAGGCUCGGAUAGAAGAUGGCAAACUGUACUAUGAUAAGAGAUGGUACCACAAGAGCCAGGCCAUCUACCUGGAGUCUAAGGACAACCAGAAACUGAGCUGUGUCAUCAGCUCAGUGGGAGCCAAUGAGAUCUGGGUGAGGAAGACCAGCGACAGCACCAAGAUGCGGAUCUACCUGGGCCAGCUGCAGCGUGGGCUCUUCGUGAUCCGCCGGCGAAAAUUCUUAACUUACCGGGACUAGCUCCUUGGCCUGGGACAUGGGGAGCACUGUGGAGUCUUCAGGGCGCUCACAUGGCCGCCACCUCCAUCUCUGUGCCGCUCUUUCCUGCCUCGGCCUCUUCCAGAACUCAGUCACCAGAGACUCUUGCUUUCGGAGUAUUGGGGUUCACCCACCUUCCUUGAAUUCCUCUCUUGUCUUGUUUUGUUUAUACUUGAUCCUUUUUCAGAUCUCCUUUGAGUCUGAAGGGAAGCUCAUUUUAACAGUUAUCUUUAGACCUUUGAAGAGCAGUGGAUGUGCUUUCCCACCUAAUGUGAUUGGCAGAUUGGGUGCCUGCUUCCCAUGUUGGGCCCAGAAGCAUGGGACAGGAUUCUCCUGUCUCUGCUUUCUUAGAGAAAUAAAUGGUAUAGAACAUCUCAUCUGCCUUGGGCUUCUACUCUGCUGACUGAGUGUCUCCACCCUGACACUGCAGCUGACAGAUGGGGCUGGGGGAGGGGCGUGGCCUGUUCCUUGCAUGCUGGAGUCAUGCAGGGUGGAAGAAGUGGACAUUUCAGAGGUUUCCAUCUGUAACUCUAGCUCCCAAUGGCUUCAAGUAUCUAUCAUGUGCCCCACUGUGCUGUGGGCUCUCUCUUCCCCAUAGCUGGGGUGGCAAGGUGGGUGCCAGUGACCAGUCUGUGCCUCACUCUUGUAGCUGGACUCACUGUGGUCCUGGGCCGUUCAAUACAAGCCUCCCCCGAGGUUUGUCCCAUGUUAGUGACAAGGAGAGCUCUAUCAAGCUGCAGCCACCAAGUCUGUGUACUGCUUGAACCCCAGCGAAGCAACCUGUCCUGGCCCUCUUGCUCCCUGGGCCUGCUAUUGGAGAAAUGACUCAUAAGGUUGAGCAGGAAGUUCCUUCUG
Mastomys coucha (southern multimammate mouse) is the source of this 2113-nucleotide messenger RNA. RefSeq names its product SDS3 homolog, SIN3A corepressor complex component (gene Suds3). The transcript is spliced from 13 exons. The coding region runs from base 242 to 1240 and encodes 332 amino acids. Gene Ontology annotation, biological process: negative regulation of transcription by RNA polymerase II. NCBI's taxonomy places the organism in Eukaryota, Metazoa, Chordata, Mammalia, Rodentia, Muridae. Gene Ontology annotation, molecular function: histone deacetylase binding. Gene Ontology annotation, cellular component: Sin3-type complex. The record is from RefSeq and is a predicted model, not a curated record.